Molecule: messenger RNA, 1438 nt
Organism: Larimichthys crocea (large yellow croaker)
Lineage: Eukaryota; Metazoa; Chordata; Actinopteri; Sciaenidae
Gene: fam131aa
Product: family with sequence similarity 131 member Aa
Exons: 5
Coding region: 298-1248 (316 amino acids)
Source: RefSeq, a predicted model, not a curated record
AGGAGAGAGGGAGGGUUGGAUGUGACACCGCCUUGCGUUGAUGACGCUCGCCAUCGGGAGACAUUUGGACAGCCUAUGUAACCCAUAUACCGAGCAACAAAUGGUGCGUCUGUGCUGGAGACCUAAUGCUGGAGUUUGGAGGAUGUUUCCGCCGACUGUGUGGCAUUAAUGAUCUUGUGCAGGAGCUGCAGCAGGAGGACAAACCGCGCGGUGUCAUCUGUUGAUGGGAUUGGAGAUAAUUAAGCGCAUUACGAUGAGCCGCGGUCUGACUUCCAGGUGAAAUUUGAGGAGAGUGAAAUGAUUCCAAAGUCAGGAAAAUCUCCAGCAGACUCGAGGAAAGGUGUCGGCAUCCAUGAGUUUGCAGCACUUGCCCGAUCCUCCUUAAGUGGUAUCUCUCAGGCAGUGAGGGACCAUGUGACAAAGCCCACCUCCCUGGCUCAGGGCCGGGUCGCCCACCUCAUUGAGUGGAAAGGUUGGCCCAAACCUGUGGACACGCCGGCCGCCCACUCCCACUUCAGCUCCUACUGCCAUCUGACUGAAGGAGAGAAGGAGGCUCGGUUUGCUGCAGGAGUAGCUGAGCAGUUUGCCAUCGCUGAGGCCAAGCUGCGUGCCUGGGCGUCUAUAGAUGAGGAUGACGCAGAAGACUCCAACGAUGAGGACUCCCACACCAAUGGACAGACUCACACCUUCUCCGACCAGAGCUCGGACACCCCCACGUCCAAUCCUAUCACAGGAGUGCCAUGCCAGCCUGAGGUUGGUGGUGGCGAGGCGCCGCCCUCCGAAAGCCCCCUGGGCUCCAGCAGCAGCAGCAGCCUGCUCAGUGGUAGGCCUGCGUCUCACAAUGACCCACAUUCAUCCCAGACCAAUUCACCUACUUUACCCAGCGACUGCAUGAGUCCCUUCCUGGAGGAGGAGGAGAGGCUGGAUGAUCACAAAGAGCAGCCGGAUCCUUCGCAGGAGGAGCAGAGCGAGGUCUGCAUCCACAACAAGCCCGAGUGGAGGCCUCGGGCCAGGAGCAGCAGGUUCGACUCCUGCUACUCCACCUCUCACUCCGAGUCUCCUGGAGAGGAGGAUGAGGAGGACGAGGAAGGCAGCGUGUUUCACGAGGUCCGAGUGUGGCACUGCAGCCCAAGAAGCUUCUUCUCCGACCGGGCCUCCUCUGGAGUAGCAUCGUUUGAUGAAGAGGAGAGGAAUGAAGAGGAGGAGGAGGAGGAGGAGAAGAAGGAAGAGAAAGAGUUUUUGAUGUGAUGUGUUGUCCAUCAUUAUGUCUGUUUGAGUCCGUGUUGAUUCUCAAUAUGACAUAAUCUAUUCUGCUUUCACUGUUAUCCUCUCUCCACCUCCUCCCCUUGCUCCUUUUCUCGCUCUGAUCAUCUCCUCUCGCUGCCUUCUGUCUCUUCAUCCAAGCGCUCCACCGUUUAUCGCUGCUGUAAACCACCAC